GAACUGGGAUUGCUGUUUGCCGGUGAUCCGGAAUGCCUCUGUAACAAAUCGACCUCUUGGUAUUCUCUCGUCCCGUCUCUCCCGACUUCCACACUUGCUCCAUAACAAGCCCCAUCACGAAGAACGGACCCCGGCAAGAACCCUCGUGGGCGGUUUCGUAUAUAAGCAACAAUGCAGGCCGUCACCACUGGCCUCGGAGCGCCUUCGCCUUCGGAUUCCAAAUACACCGCAGCGUCUGUCACGAAGCCAGCAGCGCAAGCAAUCAUGGAGAAACAGACGACAUCAGAUAAGCCCGUAGUCGCGGCGACGACCACGACGACGACCACGACGAUCAAGUCCAAGCAACAAACAAUACACUAUCCCUUCUGGUUCGGAGGAAGCGCCAGCAGCAUGGCUGCCACCGUCACACAUCCUCUCGAUCUCGUCAAAGUCCGCCUCCAAAUGCGCACCGGCGACGCCCCCAAAUCCAUGUCCGGCACCGUCGUCCACAUCCUCCGCCACCACGGCAUCACCGGCCUCUACAACGGCCUCUCCGCCUCUCUCCUCCGCCAAAUCACCUACAGCACCACGCGCUUCGGCAUCUACGAAGAGCUCAAGACCCGCUUCACCACCAAAGACUCCCCCGCCUCCUUCCCCCUUCUGAUCGCCAUGGCCACCGUCUCCGGCGUAGCCGGCGGCUUAGUCGGCAACGUGGCAGACGUGCUGAACGUGCGGAUGCAGCACGACGCCGCUCUGCCCCCCGCGCAAAGACGUAACUACGCCCACGCCAUCGACGGCUUGGCGCGGAUGACGCGCGAGGAAGGGUUUCGGAGCUGGUUUAGAGGUGUCUGGCCCAAUAGUGCCCGGGCGGCGGCCAUGACGGCCAGCCAGCUGGCUAGUUAUGAUGUGUUUAAGCGCAUCCUGAUUAGGCACACGCCCUUGGAGGAUAACCUGGCGACGCACUUCAGCGCGAGUUUCCUGGCGGGCGUGGCGGCGGCGACGGUGACGAGCCCGAUUGAUGUGAUCAAGACGCGGGUGAUGAGCGCGAGCGGGAAAAGCAGUAUUGGGCAGGUGCUGGGGAGCUUGUAUGCGCAGGAGGGGGUGAGGUGGAUGUUUAAGGGGUGGGUGCCGAGUUUUUUGAGGUUGGGGCCACAAACGAUCUGCACCUUUAUCUUCUUGGAAGGCCAUCGGAAGAUGUACAAGAAGGUCAAGGGUAUUGAGGAAUGAGUGUCCGAGUGUCCAUUCGUUCCUCUUCCUGGCUCCUUUUUUCCUUGUUUUCCUCUUUCUUCCUCACGUUCCCUCCCAUGUCCAGUCUUGGGAGUCUAUCACAUAGACGGAC
Neurospora tetraspora is the source of this 1318-nucleotide messenger RNA. RefSeq names its product mitochondrial carrier domain-containing protein. The transcript is spliced from 3 exons. The record is from RefSeq and is a predicted model, not a curated record. Gene Ontology annotation, biological process: oxaloacetate transport; phosphate ion transmembrane transport; malate transmembrane transport. Gene Ontology annotation, molecular function: sulfate transmembrane transporter activity; antiporter activity; oxaloacetate transmembrane transporter activity. Lineage: Eukaryota; Fungi; Ascomycota; Sordariomycetes; Sordariales; Sordariaceae. Bases 172 to 1206 code for a protein of 344 amino acids.